CCUGCUCGGUACGUUUAACCAAUGGGCUUUAAGUACAUUAUCGAGCAUAUUUUUUUUUAACCAAUUGCUUCUCUUCAAUCUUUUAUCACAUAUGCUCAUUCAGAAUUUUAAUCACUUGGGAAACUCCAGGAAUGAAGCAAGAUGGAGGACCGUGCUGAAAAAAAGGGUGAUGAUUUCUAAGCACUAUAAUUCUAUGGACAGGAUGAUACCAUUAGAUAACUAUAUAUCAACACAUUAUUCUGGGUUUUACCAGAAAGAACAAAAAACUCGAACUAUGAUUUCAAGAAAACGAAGUGUCAAUGGAAUCUCAAGCGAUUUAACAACAAGGAACUGCUCAAAUGAAUCUUGCAGUCAAGAAAAAAAAAGGAAGUCAAAAAUGAGAAAGGUCACAACAUAUAAACUAAUUUCAUCUGAAGUUCUUGGUAAACAUGGUAGUUUUUAUGUCCCAGGAUGUGUUACCAAUUUUAAGUCAUCUGGCGAAUUAAAAGUUACAUUUGAUAAUGAUGAUUUGGUACCCUAUGUAUUUGAUCUAUCCUGUUCUAAUGAAGAUGUUAUAUUAAACAGUGCACCCAACAGAUCUGCUGUAUCAGUAGGUAAUUCUGUGUGUGUAAAAAUUGAAAAAGAGGAGGACAUUUUUGUUAAAUCUGUAGUGCUCGAAAUAAAAGACAGGCCUUUAAAAUAUAAGGUCAAAAUUCUAAAUCCAAAUGGUAAUAUUACGGAAGAAAAGUGGGUUACACGUAGUGAUUUACGUAGUUUUGAAUUACCCAUUGUAAAAGAAAAAGAUGUAACCGAUUAUGAUGAUGAGGAGACUGAUUCUGCAGUGUCUGAAACUGAAAUGGACUUAGAAGUUGAUGAGGUAUUCACAACUUUAACAAAUCGAAUUGGGUCUCAACCGUCAUCCAGCCGCAGUUCCACUCCACAGAGCCGUGGUUCACGUUCUAGUAGAGCCACAACACCUCAUAUGUAUAAAAAGGGAGAAAUAGUUAUUGCAUCUGAUGGAUUUCGAAAAAAAUUUAAUGGAAAACAAUGGAGGCGGUUAUGCUCUGCUCGUAAUUGUGACAAAGAAUCACAGAAAAAAGGUCUUUGUUCAAGACACUUAUCAUCGCAAACCGAUAUGUCCAAACUACGCAACUCUGAUUCUAUCACUCCAGACAACUCUAGCACUUGUAGUUUACCACCACAUGAUUAUCACUGGCCUGAUAAUAUGGAUGAUUCUGAUGUUGAAGCUGCUUCUGCAUUAAUGAGCCUGAGUAGAUGUACAACACCAUUUUCAGAACCAUCUACUCCUCUACUAAAGUCACCUAGGAAAUUAGUAUCACCAUAUGUGGCCCGAGCAUUUAGUGUCAGUCCACCAAUGUGCAGCAAUGUUUUAACAUCAAGUUUUGCUUACCAAAGUACCCCAAAAAUAUCUCCAAGUCAUGGAAAUUCAUCCUAUCCAGUGAGUCCAGAUUCUGGGAUAUUUCUACAUUCUCGUGAUGAUAAAUCAGCAUGUUCAUCACCAUCAAAAUCAUUUAGUACGUCAAAGCUCAACAUGGAAACAAAACUUCCACCACUUGAUGGGUUUUCACCAAUAGACCCAUCUACAUCAUCAACUUUACAAUCAUUAAGAUCUCCAGUUGCUGUUCAAGCUUUUAAACCAUUGAUGCCAUUGCCUUCUACAACUGCAUCAGUAACAGUAAAACCUAGUGCAGUACCACUUGGCUCAGAUGUUAGCGUUUUUGCAAAACCAGUUGGAGCUUUACGUGAUGAGUCUGGAUCAUUAAGUCCAAAUACAGAUUGUGUAACAUUACCAUUAUCUAAUGUCCAGAGUCCUGUGAAACUGUCUUGGUCAAUACCUGGAAAAACCCCAAAGAUACCAGAGAAGGAGACACCACCAAAAAAUAUGAAAAAGACUGGAAAAGGCAGUGUAGAGCAUGUUCGACGACCCAUGAAUGCAUUUAUGAUAUUCAGUAAAAAGCAUCGGCAAAUUGUGCAUCAAAAAAAUCCAAACCAAGACAAUCGAACUGUUUCAAAGAUUCUUGGUGAAAUGUGGUAUGCGCUCACACCAGAAGAGCAACAAAAAUACAGAAAACAGGCUGAAGAGGUGAAGGAAGCUCACUACAAAAAUAAUCCAGAGUGGAAGUGGUCAUCAAAAGAUAAAAAGGCUAACAGAAAAAGUAAAACAGAGGCUGCUAUAACGUCUUCCGAAUAUAGUGCAGCACCUUAUGUCGAAAGUCCAAAGAAAAACAAUAUUUCAGCAGAGCAACUGCAAUUGGAAUGCAAGGAGGAACCCCCUUCCGAAUUUGAUUUUAAUCCUAAAAAGUUUUAUCAUUCAACUACCUCACAAUUCAAUACAUCACCUACGAAAAGUCCUUACACAAAAACACGUAUAACAAAAAGUAAAGCUUUAAAUUUUGAAGGGAGAGAACCAGACGACAAUGAAAGGGAACGAUCUUCGAUCCACGUGGAAAAACAACAGCAAGCUUUGUUUGACGGUGUAAAUCUUAAAAAUUUAUCGUCCUCAUCGAUCUGUUUGCCAGUUAAAAUUUCAUCAGAAGUUUCCCCAUCAGCAGCUCCAAAGGCUUUCUCGAUAUCAGAGUUGAUGAAAGAUGACAAGAACUCGAAUCAAACUGACCGUUCCAUGAGUUUGCUGACACAACAAGGUAUCGAUGUAAAUAUUAACAAUGCACAAUCUGUUUUGAUAUUUAACACAUCAUGCAAAAACUCCUCGGGUGCACCUAUUUCACACUCGCAGGAAGAGUUAGCGAUGAUGAACUACAAUCGCAGUGUGGCGGGCCAGAAUCUAUUAUUGAUUCCCACAUCGUUAAGUCAGAAAAACAUGUCUGCGUCUGCAGUUCCGUGGAUGUCCUCCCCCACUAUGAAAAACGAUCUAGCCGAGAAAAAUUACAGCAUCUCACUUGGAAUGUCUGGUACAUUUCCUACAGUGACUGGCCAAAGAAAUUCUUCGGGUGCUAGAAUACGAUUUGACGAUUCAAAGACACGAGUUGUUUUUGAUCAAAGGACAAAAUCGGAACCGUGUACACCCACACCAAGCAGUCCACUCAAGAAAUCAAUCCUAAAAAAACAAGCUGUAGAUGGAGUGGAAAGGUACAACAAUAUUGUAAAUCUGUCCAGUGUGUUUACAAGAACAUACGAGGAGGAGCAUUUUCAACACUUGUCUCAAUUUUUCUCAACAUCAGAAAGCACUCCUCCGCAUGUAACGUCUGUUAAUACUACUCCCGCCUCGAGUGCUGGUACUAAUUUUAAAACAGCUAUCACAGAUGCAGGGAUCACUUCCCUUUCGCCAAUAACUUCGAAUCGACAAAUUUUAGACAAACGGAGGAGUUUGGUGAUGCAGCUAUUCGAAGCGCACGGCUACUAUCCGCAAGAUAACGUAGCUGUUGCUUUUCAGCAGGCUCAUAAAGAUCUCUUUCCGUCUAAGUGGAGUUUGCAAGUCAAAAUUCGAGAGGUGCGGCAAAACAUCAUGAAGAAAAGCAGUCCGUUAAAAUCGGUGAAAGAGGUUUAAACAACACGUGACCUCCAUAUUUUAUAAUACGAUAAAACGAUAAUAGAUAAAAACAUUAUUUUUAAUUUUAUGCAAUACAUUAAUUUUAACAAUAUGGCGCCUUGUCAACUCAGCAGGUUCGUGCAUAACAUAAAAACACUGCACACAAAUCCUCCUGUGUUUAUCGUUAUCGACUGUUAAAGUUGUGGGGUAGCCAUGUUGGUUUUUUGUUAGCUGUUUCAUGUUUUUAAUUUCUUUCUUUUAAAUGGAAGAUCUUUAAAGUUUAUGAUUGUUAAUUUUUAGCAAUGUUUUAAAAUAAGUUGCUCAGCAUAUGUAAUAUUAUUACCUUUUAAAAUUAGGACUGAUUUUCACCCCUUAACUGGGAUGCUGUUAUCUUCACAAGACGUAUAAAGAUUUAUAAAUAAAAUACUCAUAGCAAAUGAGAAUGCACUAUAUAUUGUCAAUGCUUAAGAUGUUUAUGAGAAUCUAAAAAUCGCCCCUCUUCUAAACUUUUUUGUAUAUCUGUAUAUACGAGUGAUGCGAAAUAUCUUUAGUGCAUUUAAAAAGUUAUUUUACUAAAGUACGCCCUCUUUGAUAACGCCCACUUUAAUAACGCCAACCCCGAUAACGCCAACCUCAAAUCCCCAGUGCGAUUUAAGUUUUGACGAUAUGUUUUUGUUCAUCUUCUGAUAAAAAACUCACAAAAAUAUUCUUUUUCUUUUUUAAAUGUAUAAUUUAAAUAUUUUAACUUAUUUUUAAUGUUCUGUGAACCUUAAAACCGUGGUAAUAGAUUUUCAUUUAUUCCGUGUUAUCCUAUUUAUUGAAAGCUCUCCAAAUUUUGGUUAAUCUUUAUAAAAGACAAAUAAAAUUUUCUUGAUUCACAUUUUUAUGAAAGCUUUUUCAUUUUCGCAUUCGUGAAGUUUGCCAACUGCUACGCCGUUGAUCUUCUAAAGUAAAAAAAUUCAAUUUUUGAAGUGGCCUUGUUUUAAAAGUGUGUCUAAUACUGUUCCACUGUUCUGAUUGGAUAAUAAUCGUCUUCUUUUUCGUUAGCACUUAAGAUUUAUUUAAUCUCGUUCCCAGGGCAUAUUGCCUUUUGAACAUGAUUGGCCGUGUUAAGAGCUUAGGGGUUAUGAGACCCUGGGGACGAGAAAAGGUUAUUUGGCGCGAUGAUUUUUAGUAAUACACAAUUAUUUCAGUUUCUUAUAAUAAUAGUUUUGUUUAUGGCAAUGAGUAUGAUGUAUUUUUAUUCUCGUUUUGUUCUUAAAAAAGCCGUAUUUGUUUCGGUUUUCAUUGUAAACUUAUAAAAAAUCAAAUUAGUAAAAACUAAAA
Messenger RNA from Hydractinia symbiolongicarpus, 4813 nucleotides. Its product is annotated as protein capicua homolog. Gene Ontology annotation, cellular component: nucleus. Lineage: Eukaryota; Metazoa; Cnidaria; Hydrozoa; Anthoathecata; Hydractiniidae. The transcript has 8 exons. Gene Ontology annotation, molecular function: RNA polymerase II transcription regulatory region sequence-specific DNA binding; DNA-binding transcription factor activity, RNA polymerase II-specific. The record is from RefSeq and is a predicted model, not a curated record. The coding region runs from base 92 to 3505 and encodes 1137 amino acids. Gene Ontology annotation, biological process: regulation of transcription by RNA polymerase II.